This is a messenger RNA of Ziziphus jujuba (common jujube), 1375 nucleotides long. Its product is annotated as bifunctional L-3-cyanoalanine synthase/cysteine synthase 1, mitochondrial. Lineage: Eukaryota; Viridiplantae; Streptophyta; Magnoliopsida; Rosales; Rhamnaceae. Bases 137 to 1252 code for a protein of 371 amino acids. Gene Ontology annotation, cellular component: cytoplasm. The record is from RefSeq and is a predicted model, not a curated record. Gene Ontology annotation, molecular function: cysteine synthase activity. The transcript is spliced from 10 exons.
AUUCAAUAAUCCUUUAUCCCUUGAAACCCAUUUGGCAUUACCUGCUCUAUUUUCUUUUCACUACCUACGGUUAUUAUUAUUUAGCUGGUGGAACACACAAUUUGAAGGUGUUAUUUUGGCUUUUGAAGCUCCAUUAAUGGCUUCUUUGAUGAGGAGCUUCCUGAAGAAAAGAGCCUCUGAAUCUCAAUCUACGCUCAUGAAGAGGUUCUUCUCUACACAACCUAUCAUUGCUUCUCCAUCUUUUGCUGAGAGACUCAGAAAUCUCCCUAAGGAUCUUCCCAGGACCAAUAUCAAAAAAGAUGUUCCCCAACUCAUUGGAAGAACUCCCCUGGUGUUUCUUAACAAAGUCAGUGAAGGCUGUGGAGCUUAUAUUGCUGUUAAGCAGGAGAUGAUGCAACCUACUGCUAGCGUCAAAGAUAGGCCUGCACUUAGCAUGAUAAAUGAUGCAGAAAGCAAGAACUUAAUAACUCCUGGAAAGACAGUUCUGAUAGAGCCAACAUCGGGAAAUAUGGGAAUCAGUAUGGCGUUCAUAGCAGCCAUGAAAGGCUACAAAAUGGUUCUGACCAUGCCCUCCUACACAAGUUUAGAGAGGAGAGUGGUUAUGAGAGCAUUUGGAGCCGACUUAAUACUCACUGAUCCCACCAAGGGGAUGGGAGGAACAGUUAAGAAGGCUUAUCAGCUUUUGGAAUCUACACCCGAUGCUUUCAUGCUCCAACAAUUUUCAAACCCUGCUAAUACCAAGGUGCAUUUUGAAACUACGGGACCUGAGAUUUGGGAGGAUACUUGUGGACAAGUUGACAUCUUUGUAAUGGGGAUUGGCAGCGGAGGCACUGUUACUGGAGUUGGACAGUACCUUAAAUCCCGAAAUCCCAAUGCUAAGAUUUAUGGAGUGGAGCCAGCUGAAAGUAAUGUACUAAAUGGUGGUAAACCAGGUCCGCAUCAAAUUACUGGCAACGGUGUUGGAUUCAAACCAGAUAUAUUGGACAUGGAUUUAAUGGAAAAAGUUCUAGAGGUUAGCAGUGAAGAUGCUGUAAAUAUGGCAAGAGAAUUGGCCUUGAAAGAAGGACUUUUUGUAGGUAUAUCAUCUGGAGCUAAUACAGUGGCAGCACUUAGGUUAGCUAGAAUGCCAGAGAACAAAGGCAAACUUAUUGUGACUGUUCAUCCGAGUUUUGGAGAGCGAUACCUGUCAUCUGUCCUGUUUCAAGAACUGAGGAAUGAGGCUGAGAACAUGCAACCAGUUUCAGUAGACUGAUUCUAGGAAGGAGGCUUGUUCAAAAGUACCAAGGCUUUUUUUUAAUGAUAAAAUGUUGUUGUUGAUCAUGUUGUAAUGAAAAUAUUAUUGAAAAAUGCAUUGAUAUAAAUAAUUUUAUUUCCA